CGCAUAUGUAGGAAGUGCUUAUGGCUUAUUUCAGAAACCUUUUUUUCAUGCUGUCUGCGACGGCACCUACUAUGAGUUAUUUCGGUGUAACACGCCUUUUUUGUUCCACCUCAUUAAUACCUCUAAGUACGACCAACACUUCCGACGUUUUGCUUCACGUGAAUAUAGUGGUGUUUUGUACAUGACUCCAAAUGACUUUCUGCAAUCCCUUUUUCAGGAAAAGCCUCCUUGUACAUUCUAUCUUAAAAAAAUUUUGGAAAAAUCCGUUCGAUGCGGAUCAUCCGAUCUUUUUCGAAAACUUGGGAACCAGGGACUUAUUUCCUUUACGGAUUAUUUGUUUCUGUUGGGGUUGCUCAAUAAGCCGAGCUCCAGAUUUGAAGUUGCUUUCAACGUUCUUGAUGCGGAUUCGAACGGAGAAAUUGAUGCAGAUGAGUUUUCCUUGGUAAGAGUUAUUGUUUCUAACCUUUACUCGAAUCAGCUCUAUGGCGUCUCCGCUGGCGUACCUAGUCAAAUGCAAUCAAGCCAUGACCACCUUUCAUUAUUUUCAACAGUAUCCUCAAGUCAUAGAUUUGUUGAAAACUUACAAGAUGAGAUCCUUGAAGUCGAAUUUACUCUCUCCUCCUCAAACGGUGUGACUAUCUCCCCCACGAAUUUUGCUCGGGUACUGCUCCACAACACUGAUCUUCCUGAAUCACGAUAUGAUGAAUUCCUAUCGAGAUUAAGUCGACUUCCGACAGACACAGAGAUCACGCUUGAGGAUUUUAAAGGGUUCUACAAAUUCAUGAAUCACCUUGACGACUUCCGUAUGGCCAUGAAGAUGUACACGCUAGCCAAUAGGCCCAUUUCUCAAGCUGAAUUUAGACAGGCUAUUCGCGUUUGUGCCAACCUGGAGAUUGGAGACCAGGCUCUGCAAACGCUCUUCUGUAUGUUCGACUCUGAUGGUGACGGCCACAUUAGUCCAGAGGAGUUCAUGGUUUUAUUCAGGAAUAUAGGUAUUUGGGAGGACUACAAAAAGUGCGUGGGACGCGCAAUACGAGAGUAUUAA
Hydatigera taeniaeformis is the source of this 1045-nucleotide messenger RNA. NCBI's taxonomy places the organism in Eukaryota, Metazoa, Platyhelminthes, Cestoda, Cyclophyllidea, Taeniidae. The record is from the annotation of a GenBank genome assembly.